Aspergillus welwitschiae is the source of this 713-nucleotide messenger RNA. Its product is annotated as signal recognition particle 14 kDa protein. Bases 143 to 538 code for a protein of 131 amino acids. Gene Ontology annotation, cellular component: signal recognition particle, endoplasmic reticulum targeting. Gene Ontology annotation, biological process: SRP-dependent cotranslational protein targeting to membrane. The record is from RefSeq and is a predicted model, not a curated record. Gene Ontology annotation, molecular function: endoplasmic reticulum signal sequence receptor activity; 7S RNA binding. The transcript is spliced from 2 exons. NCBI's taxonomy places the organism in Eukaryota, Fungi, Ascomycota, Eurotiomycetes, Eurotiales, Aspergillaceae.
CUUAGAUACUAUCGCUGGAGUCUAUUUGGUUUGAGUUCAUUGCCAAUUGAGCUGCCUGCUACACCUAAGUGCGGCACUACGUUCACAUCUGCAUUAUAUACCUGAAUCUCAUUCAAAUACAACCACAACACAAUCAUCAAAAAUGCCCGCACACCUGGGCCACGAGGAGUUCUUCACCUCCCUCACCACCCUCCUAAGCACCACAUCCCAAAAAACCCGCGGAUCCGUUUACCUCACCCAGAAGCCUCUCCUCGACUCUACCAACACCCAGUCCCAACCAUCCAUCCUCAUCCGCGCGACAGACGGCAACACCAACGCCCCGAACCCCAAGACGGCAGAGGCCAAGAAGAAGGUAGCGAAGGCGACAUCAGCAUCGAAAGUGAAGAUUUCGACGGUCGUGAGCCCUGAUGAUCUGGAGGCGUUCUAUGCGCGGUAUGCGGAGGUGUGUAAGGCUGGGAUGACGGGGUUGAAGAAGAGGGAUCGGAAGAAGGGCAAGGCGAAGGGGAAGAAGGAGGGUGGGAAGGUUGUUAAGGGGUGAUUUAUUGUUUCUUUUGGGGGAGGGGUGGUGUGAUGCAUUAUGGGCGUUAGUGGGAUGAUUUUAUUCUAUUAUACGUACUUUUAUUUGUUAUAUGGGAACAUUAUGCUUCGAUGUAUAUGUGUUGAGUAGAUAGGUUGAAUGGGAUGGUCAGUCUCGGCUGAAGAUAUAGUAUCAG